Trematosphaeria pertusa is the source of this 666-nucleotide messenger RNA. RefSeq lists its product as uncharacterized. Lineage: Eukaryota; Fungi; Ascomycota; Dothideomycetes; Pleosporales; Trematosphaeriaceae. The record is from RefSeq and is a predicted model, not a curated record. The transcript has a single exon. Bases 1 to 666 code for a protein of 221 amino acids.
AUGGCAGCCCGAGCGCAACCGCCUCCAAGGACGCCUUCGCCGAAGAUCCGCAUCUACCGCUCUCAGUCCUUCGAUUCGCCUUCUUCUAGAGUCUCAGUGACGCCCAUUGACGACUCCCCGUACUCGAAAUCGACUGGCGCGAUUGCGAAGCCGUUGCCUCGCUACGAUGCAGUCCACACAGCUGAGCAAGACGUGCUCGGCCGCAGUAAAGUAAUUCUGCAGACGAAGAUGAGCGACGACUCCCUUAUGUCUGAUGCUUCGAGUGCCUCGUCCUCCGCCGCAAGUUCCCCAACGUCAGGAAGCGCCGAAGGCCCCCGCUUCGGACUCUUCUCCUCAAGCUCACCGAACCUCCCCUUAGCGCCAUCGCCACCUCUCCCCCACGCACAGGCCCGUUCCCGACCGGCAAACAUCAACACUGUGCCGGCCGCUCUACCUCCUCCACCGGAAAUCCUCUCGUCGUCCCUAUCGAUCUACCAGGACACUUCAGUCCCGAUGUACGACCCCUGGCUCGUGCGCGUAGUGCUUGACAUGUACGACGUGCGCGGCUUCGACUGGACCAUGAUCGCCGAGCCGAUUGAGCGGAUUUGGGGAUUCAGGACGAGCAGUGCGGAGGUGUUGGGGAUCUUGAGCGGGAAUGGGAGAGUGGGGAGGCGGUGGUGGGAUUGA